This is a messenger RNA of Macrobrachium nipponense, 887 nucleotides long. Its product is annotated as homologous-pairing protein 2 homolog. NCBI's taxonomy places the organism in Eukaryota, Metazoa, Arthropoda, Malacostraca, Decapoda, Palaemonidae. Gene Ontology annotation, molecular function: double-stranded DNA binding; recombinase activator activity. Gene Ontology annotation, cellular component: condensed nuclear chromosome; DNA recombinase auxiliary factor complex. The record is from RefSeq and is a predicted model, not a curated record. Gene Ontology annotation, biological process: homologous chromosome pairing at meiosis; meiotic joint molecule formation; meiotic strand invasion involved in reciprocal meiotic recombination.
GUGUUUUGGGAGAAGUUGUGUGUUUCUAUGUAGUCAACAUACUAUAAGAAAAUGCUGUAAUUCAGUAUAGAAAGAGGACUGGGUCAGGAAAACGUGUUACAAGAAGGAAGCAUUGUGAUACAUUUUUGUAGUUAAUGCAUUUCAAUACUUAGCAAUAAUGAGUAAGAAGGACAAUGAAGCCAUGGAACGAAUUCGUUCGUAUAUGGAACAGCAAAACAGACCUUACAGUGUCAAUGAUAUAUUCAUGAACUUGCACAAGGACAUUGGCAAAACAGCUGUACAGAAGGCGCUUGAUCAGUUAGUUUCGGGUGGAAUGUUGCGAGAGAAAUCGUAUGGCAAGCAGAAGGUCUAUGUUUAUGAGCAAAGUCACUUCCCCUCAUUUGAUGAGAAUAAGUUGAAGGAAUUGGACAACGAAAUUGCUAAACUGAAUGAGUCCGUCAAAGAGAAAGAGAAGCUGAGCACUGAAGCGGAAGCAAAGCUUAGAGGUCUCAACUCCAGUCUAACAACUGAGGAAGCAAUGAAGAGAAUUGCUGAAUUGGAGGAGGAGAUUUCAACAUUGCAAAAUAAGCUCACUAACUUAAAUCAACAACCCAGGACCUUAGUUUCCAAAGAGGAAAAAGAGAAGAUUGAAGGUGAAAGUGACAACAUGAACAAGAUGUGGCGUAAGAGAAAGCGCAUGGCCAUGGACAUCUUGGAUGCCAUCUUAGAAGGGUAUCCAAAGCCAAAAAAGGUCUUGUUCGAAGAAAUCGGUGUUGAAACAGAUGAGGAAGUUGGAGUAGCGUUAAAGAAGGUCUAAUGUUUAGUUUCAUUAUUGUGUUUAUGUUGAUUAUUUGGAAAUUCCUUUAUUAUACAGUAUAUUUUUAUAUGGAAUAAAUGAAGAAUUUGAA